This is a messenger RNA of Zasmidium cellare ATCC 36951, 447 nucleotides long. RefSeq lists its product as uncharacterized. NCBI's taxonomy places the organism in Eukaryota, Fungi, Ascomycota, Dothideomycetes, Mycosphaerellales, Mycosphaerellaceae. The transcript is spliced from 3 exons. The coding region runs from base 1 to 447 and encodes 148 amino acids. The record is from RefSeq and is a predicted model, not a curated record.
AUGUUGAGUCUACUUGUAUCGAGCCAUGAAAUACCGUCACCAGGCAAUGCAGUCGAUUUGAAGGACGAAGCUGGUAUAAUAACGAACCAUGGCCUGGGAACGGUAUAUCACGUAUGUCGUCGUUCUCAACCUCACCUCACCUCAGCUGUUCGCCACAUCCCAACACUAUUCAUUCCCAAACACCGUGCCCCAAGACCGGAUCCUGUCAUUUCCCUGCCUGCGUCCCACUCCUUUCACCCUCCCCUCCCCAUCCCACCUCCCCCGCAUCCACCUCUCCAUCACAGACGAACUGACGCUCAAGCAAAAAGACGAACCAACACCCUCCUCCUCAGCACCCUCGCCCUAGGCACCUCCUGGGCGGCCGUCCGCUGGCGCCAAGAAGCCGACCGAAGACGGAAUGCGAACACUUACCAUGUGGAGCCGCAUCGAUCCGGUGGUGGGGUGUGA